AUGAAUACAAUGACCUUCGAGAAACAAACUGAGCAAGUUGUGAAAGCGUUACUUUAUGGCUUUUCUUUUCAGCGCUCGCAAAUAGUUUGCCAAAGCCCAAUAGUUUGCCAAGGCCCAAGUGCCAAGCCUGACGAGUGUGAUGCAGUUGUAGGUAGCGCUGCAAGCACGUUUGACCCAGAGGCUAUUGCCAAGAAACUGCGAAGCAUCGGAGACCAGUAUAAUGAGGACUUGGAGGUGGCAGUACAGAUGGUCAUUGAAGAGAGCAGCAAGGAAAAGCUGAAGAAAUUCAGAGAAAUGGCAGAAUCUCUCAGCAAGUCCUGGAGGAGACAGAAUCCUGAGCUGGAGUAUGAAACAGCUUUCCUGGCUGUUGCUGUGAAGUUGUCUCUGUCCCUCCUACAUAGUGCUCCUGCUACAUUCCAGGAAGAGCCCGAUUUACUCACACAGGCAAUCAAUGGAAACCCUGAAGUGAGAGGAUAUAUUGAAAGGCAAGGUGGCUGGGAGAACUUUGGAAACAGAAGAAACCAACCCUAAUCUCUCACUUUCAGUACAAGAAGACUUGCUGUGUUUUGCUGCUUUAAAGAAAAUGGGGCUGAGAGUGUUAUUGCACUGAAAAUGUACACCAGGGGGAGUGCACAACCUGGAAAUAAAUAAAAAGAAAACUAAACAAAUA
Molecule: messenger RNA, 670 nt
Organism: Elgaria multicarinata webbii
Lineage: Eukaryota; Metazoa; Chordata; Lepidosauria; Squamata; Anguidae
Gene: BCL2L15
Product: BCL2 like 15
Exons: 4
Coding region: 1-531 (176 amino acids)
Biological process (GO): regulation of apoptotic process
Source: RefSeq, a predicted model, not a curated record